Pogona vitticeps (central bearded dragon) is the source of this 1433-nucleotide messenger RNA. NCBI's taxonomy places the organism in Eukaryota, Metazoa, Chordata, Lepidosauria, Squamata, Agamidae. The record is from RefSeq and is a predicted model, not a curated record.
UCUCUCUCUCUCUCUCUCUCUCUCUCUCUCUCUCUCUCUCUCUCUGUGAGUGUGUGUAUGUUUAUUUAUUUAUUUUUAAACCCGGGAAGAGAUAAGGCUCGCCUGUCCUACUGAGAGGCCGAAGGACUGGGAUCCUGCAACGUUUGGACCAGCCAUGGAAAAACUCCUGAAAGCCGAAUUGAAAACCACCGUGCUGAAGGCAUUUGGCAGCUCGGGCGGAGGGUGCAUUAGCCACGGGCAGAGCUAUGAAACCGACCACGGGCGAGUGUUUGUUAAAGUCAACAGCAAACCUCAGGCGAGGACAAUGUUCGAGGGAGAAAUGGCUAGCUUAAUAGCCAUUCAGCAGACCAACACUGUGCGGGUUCCAAAACCAAUUAAAGUGAUCGACCUUCCUGGAGGCGGAGCUGUGUUUGCUAUGGAGCACCUAAAGAUGAAGAGUCUCAAUAAAUACUCUGCAAAACUUGGAGAGCAGAUAGCCGAUCUUCACCUCUAUAACAAAAAACUUAGCGAAAAAUUAAAGAAGGAAGAAAACACAGUUGGGAAAGGUGCAGGCCAGAUAGAACCGUGCCAUGUGGAUAAAUUUGGAUUCCAUAUCGUUACUUGCUGUGGUUUUAUAACUCAGGUGAACGAAUGGCAAAGUGACUGGCCUACGUUCUUUACCCGCCACCGCCUUCAAGCCCAAAUGGAUCUGAUUGAAAGAGAUUAUGGAGACAGAGAAGCAAGAGAACUGUGGUCUCAGCUGAAGCCCAAGAUUCCUGAGAUGUUUCAUGAUGUGGAGAUCAUCCCUGCUCUCGUGCAUGGGGACCUGUGGGCAGGAAAUGUAGCUGAAGAUGAGUCUGGCCCUAUUCUCUUUGAUCCUGCUUGCUUCUAUGGGCAUUCAGAAUUUGAACUUGCCAUUUCUAUGAUGUUUGGUGGUUUCAGCAGCUCUUUCUUCACUGCAUAUCACAGCAAAAUCCCCAGGGCUCCAGGGUUUGAAAAACGCAACAAACUUUAUCAGCUAUUUAAUUAUAUUAACCACUGGAACCAUUUUGGUACAGGAUAUCGGGGAUCUACUCUUAAUGUAAUGCGGAAGCUCUUAAAGUAAUCCUUGAGCAUCCAUCCUAAGUAAGUAAUUCCUGAUUUUGAUGUCAGAAUAAUAUCAAAUACAGUGUAUCAGAGAUUGUGGAGAGUCACCUGAAGUUACAAAAAGCAAAGGUUAAGGUGAUAUUUGUACACUUUUGAUUCCUCUCAAAAUGCUUGCAGUGGUUUUGUAAUUUUUGCACCCUGUAAUUGUCAACCAGCAUACUAAUAACCACUUGAAUAAGUUAGGGAAUCUAGGGACACGGUGUAUAGUUUGACAUCCCAAGAAGUGACUUCUGUCUCAGUAUGAAAACAUCUAAUCCAACAGGUCACCCAAUGUUUCAUUAUGGUAGUGAUCUACAUCUAGUAGACAA